This is a messenger RNA of Akanthomyces muscarius, 1953 nucleotides long. RefSeq lists its product as uncharacterized. Bases 1 to 1953 code for a protein of 650 amino acids. Lineage: Eukaryota; Fungi; Ascomycota; Sordariomycetes; Hypocreales; Cordycipitaceae. Gene Ontology annotation, cellular component: nucleus; cytosol. Gene Ontology annotation, biological process: glycosaminoglycan biosynthetic process; polysaccharide biosynthetic process. The record is from RefSeq and is a predicted model, not a curated record. Gene Ontology annotation, molecular function: UDP-glucose 6-dehydrogenase activity; NAD binding. The transcript has 5 exons.
AUGAUACCUAACGUUGCAGUGGCACAGACCUGCUUCGCCGUCACAGCACUAGGCCAGCACAAGCCGCCCGUCGUCAUGUCCUCCUCACCCAUCAUCGACACCGUCAAGGCACUGAGCCUCAACAGCUCAACAAACGCCUCUGGUGCCUCCCAAAAUCCAGAGUUCACCAUUCGCAACAUAUGCUGCGUUGGUGCCGGCUAUGUCGGCGGCCCUACCGCGGCGGUCCUCGCCUUCCAAAACCCUCACAUCAAGGUCACCGUUGUCGAUCGUGACCAGACCCGAAUUCGCCGCUGGAACUCGAGACACCCUCCCAUCUACGAGCCUGGUCUGCAUGACAUUGUCCGCAUUGCCCGUGAUGGCAGCCGCGAGACCUUCUUCUCCAACGAGGCCACCAACGAUGCCGACACCUUCAACUCGGACUUUGGCGAGCUCCGCGUGGCUCCCCGCCAGAGCAACCUAUUCUUCACGACAGACGUGGCUGGCAGCAUUGCCGACGCCGAUAUUGUCCUCAUCUCAGUCAACACGCCCACCAAAGAGCGAGGCAUCGGUGCUGGUAGCGCCACUGACAUGACAGCCUUUGAGGCAGUCACUGCUGUUGUCGCUCAAAACGCCCGCGAGGGCGCCAUUAUCGUCGAGAAGAGCACCGUGCCUUGCCGCACAGCCCAGCUCGUCGCCGAGACUAUUGCCAUGCACCGCCCUGGCGCUCACUUUGAGAUUCUCUCCAACCCCGAAUUCCUCGCUGCCGGUACCGCCGUCAACGAUCUCCUCUAUCCCGACCGUAUUCUCAUCGGUUCCGCUCCCACCCCGACCGGCAAGCUCGCCGCCGAGGCCCUCGUCAACGUCUACGCUGCCUGGGUUCCCCGCGAGCGCAUCCUGACUACCAACGUCUGGUCAUCUGAGCUCGCCAAGCUCGUCGCCAACUCCAUGCUAGCCCAGCGCAUUUCCAGUAUCAACUCCAUUUCUGCCCUCUGUGAGCAGACUGGCGCCGACGUCGACGAGGUCGCCCGCGCCGUCGGUGUCGACCCCCGUAUCGGUAACAAGUUCCUUGUCGCUGGUAUCGGUUUCGGUGGCAGCUGUUUCAAGAAGGAUGUUCUCAACCUCGUCUACCUUGCCGACACCAUGGGUCUGCCUGAGGUCGGCGAGUAUUGGCGCCAGGUUGUCAAGAUGAACGAGUACGCUCGCGACCGCUUCACCAACCGCGUCAUCAAGUGCCUCAACAACACUCUGGUCGGCAAGAAGGUUUGCAUUCUCGGCUACGCCUUCAAGAAGAACACCUCCGACACCCGUGAAGCUCCCGCCCUGGAGAUGAUCAGGACCUUGCUGGAAGAGCGUCCCCGCGAGAUUGCAGUGUUCGACCCGUGCUGCAACCCGCUAGUCAUCAAGAAUGAGAUUCGCUCUCUCCUCGGACCUCUGGCCGAGGGCAACAACAUUUCCGUCUACGGCAACGCCUAUGACGCCUGCGACGAUGCCACUGCCGUCGUCAUUGCCACCGAAUUUGACGAGUUCCGCAACCAGCCCCUGCCUAAGCCUGCCGCUCCCUCGGCUGAGGCUGUGCCUAAGACGAUUGGCGGCAAGCCCAACCCCAAAGCCGAUCCCCGUCCCUUCCAGACCACCAUUCCUUCGCAGAAUGAUCUCUUGGCCCUCCACAAGCAUCUCGCUCAACGCGAAGACGGGCAGGGGCACGAUCCUCUCAAUCGCUUCAACACGGAGCCCUCGUGCGAUGGCGCCUGCCCCGACUGCCAGCAAGAGCAGGAGAGCAAGGUGACUGGGCACGCCACUGGUAUGGGCAGCACCGGAGAGUACAAGUCCAAGGAGCGUCUCAACUGGGAGCGGAUUGCCGACUCGAUGACAAUUCCGCGCUGGGUCUUUGAUGGUCGUGGUGUCAUUGACUCGCGCGAGAUGGUGAAGCUGGGCGUUCGCGUCGAGAGCGUUGGCCGUCAGCACCGCUUUUAA